Phymastichus coffea is the source of this 3548-nucleotide messenger RNA. RefSeq names its product protein LSM14 homolog car-1 (gene tral). Lineage: Eukaryota; Metazoa; Arthropoda; Insecta; Hymenoptera; Eulophidae. The transcript has 8 exons. The coding region runs from base 70 to 1689 and encodes 539 amino acids. Gene Ontology annotation, cellular component: P-body. Gene Ontology annotation, molecular function: mRNA binding. Gene Ontology annotation, biological process: cytoplasmic stress granule assembly; P-body assembly. The record is from RefSeq and is a predicted model, not a curated record.
UUAGGUAGAGUCUGUUGCGAGGAUCCGUUAAUAUCACGUCGAUCAGCAAGACGAAAGGAAGCCGUGAAAAUGAGCGCUGGAAUGCCGGAACUUGGUUCGAAGAUCAGCCUGAUCUCAAAGGCUGACAUUCGUUACGAGGGAAGACUGUUCACCGUUGAUCCCCAGGAAUGCACCAUUGCCCUUGCAAAUGUUAAAUCAUUUGGCACAGAGGACAGGGAAACACAAUUUCCAGUAGCACCUCAAAAUCAAGUUUAUGAGUACAUCUUGUUCCGUGGCUCAGAUAUCAAGGACAUCAGAGUUGUCAACAGUGUUAGCACAUUGCCCAAUGAUCCAGCCAUUGUCCAGAUGACAGUUCAGCCAAUGGGACAGCAGUCAUAUCAACCUCAACAAGGUUUUGCACAUCCCAUGAUGGGUCAAAUGGGUGGCAUGGGAGGUCAAUUUGGACCACCAUACAGCAUGAGUUCUAUGGGUGCUAUGGGUCCAAUGAUAGGCAUGGGAGCAGCGCCCAAUAGGCCAGCCAUGAACAAACAACCAAGUGUAUUGGAUAUCAUUGGUGGAGGAUCUCGUUCAACGACUCCGACCUCACUUCUGACAAGAAAAAGUCCAACAAUGGACCAAGGUGUCCAAGUUAAUCAGCAAUCUAACAAUAUUGGCAAGAUUGGAGAUAAGCAAAAUUUGAGAAACACGCAAGUACCUCAUAGAGAUCGUGAUGGUGGAAGAGCGAGUGGUAUGUCUCAGUAUAGCGAGGGUAAACAGCAACAGCAUCAAAGAGACGGUCAGAUGCAUCAAGGCGGUCAGAACAUGCGUAAUCGUGGUCCAGGAGGUGGGGGUGGUGGCGGCUGGAUGAACAACCAGCAACGUGGUCCUCAAAUGAUGCGAGGUCGUGGCGGUCCACCUGGUGGUCCUCGUGGUGGACGUGGUGGUAAUUUUAGGAAUCAGCCUGGUGGUAACAAAGCCAAGAACACCCUAAAAUUCGACAACGACUACGAUUUCGAGCAAGCCAACACCGAAUUCGAGGAGCUUAGAUCGAAAUUGGCAAAAACAAAAAUCGAUGGUGGCGUGGGUGGCCCUGAAAGUGAGAAAAAAGAUGACAGUGGCAACGAGACUGGAGCGGGUGACAAUGAGCCUGAGGAGGAACAGCCUGAAAUUGUACAUUACGAUAAAGCCAAAUCAUUCUUCGAUAACAUUAGCUGUGAAGCUGUUGAAAGGAGUAAAGGUCGAUCUCAGCGUACAGAUUGGAGGACAGAGCGCAAGUUGAAUUCUGAGACAUUUGGCGUGGCGUCGAUGAGACGCGGCAACUUCCGUGGUCGUGGUUACUACAACAAUCGUGGUGGGAACAUGGGUGGUGGCAAUAUGAUGUACCACCAACGUAAUAAUCAGGCUGGCAAUCAGAACUUCAACCGUGGUGGUUACAGAGGCCCAAGAGGUGGUGGUGGUAGUGGUGGUGGUGGUGGUAGUGGUGGUGGUGGUCAACGCAGACCCAACCAGCAGCAACAGCAGCAAAACUCGCAGACGGGAUCGUCAAGUGGACAAAGCAACCAAAGUAACCGCACCACCUUGACUAAUGAACAACAGCCAAGUAAUAACACCACCAGCACUAACACUAGUGCAAGUAAUACGAAUGCAGCCUCAUCGUCAAGUACCAGCACGAGUCAGCCGGCGAAGCGUUUGGUGACAGGCACUGCGUAAUCUCAGCCCUUCGACGAGUCUCACGCGCUCAACCGAACUGUGUAACAUGUGAGGUCGAGCGAACAUGGAAAGGAAAUAGAAAGAUAUCGGGUCUGUUUCGUUCUCAUUCAUUCGCCAAACAGUUUUCCGUAUGGCAUUAGAACGAAAUGAAUCCGAUAGUUCAAUGAGUAAAAGGGAAAGAUAAAAUAGACACGCGCUAUUUAUAAAUAAGUAUUCAUUUAGUGUAUAAGAUUUUUACGGUAAACGCGCGUUUGAGUGAGAGCGAGGAUUGAACGUGGCUUGUCUCCGUUAGGCGAUCGUACGCCGAUAUUAUGAAAGAAUUAUCCGAGUUAGAUUAUUAUGGGCUCGCAACAUUAAUUUUGCUAAAAAAGAAAAGUAGACGAAAAAAAGAAGAGAAAGAAGAGAGAGGAGAGAGUGAGAGAGAGAUGAAAGAAUUUACAAGGAUAAAAGAGUAAAUGUAACUUUAUCAUCAUGCGCCUGUGUAUAAAGAAGUGCGCCGGAUGCAUUUCAAACUUACAAGUUUUCUUUUCUGCAUAGGAGGUACAAUGCUCAUUAUAAAAAACCAAAUAACGAAAAGAAAUUAUAAAAAUACGCGCAUGGGACCACGGCACUUUUCGUCUACAAUGCUAUUUAUAUAUGUAUGCAUACACCGUCGUAAUUAAUUCAAUUUGACAAGGAGAAUCGUUAGAUCGAUGAAAAGAAAAAGUAAACAAAAAGAAGUAAUUUUUUAAUAAAUAUAGGAAUGGUCUUACAUAAGAAAGGCGACCCAUGGUAUAGCUGGAUUGUAUCCGCGUUGUCGGAAGUGACGGGAAUUGAUAAAAAUAGAAACGUUUUUUAUGUACGCAUUUAUGCAUUUUUUUUUGACCGAAUUCAGAAAAUGCGUGCGAAUUCUCCUUUAAUAAACUUGUGUUAUGUCCAUAUUACGCGUACGGUGUCACUGCUAACGUUUCUUUUUUUACAGAGAAAAAUGCUCUGCGAAUAAAACUAUAAAUAUACAUCUCUCUCGUGCCGUGGUAAUCUAACAAAAUGAAAUUAAAUCGGAAGAAAAAAAAAAUUUGCCGUAACCUGCUUUGAUACAUCGUCGUCUUUACGAGGAACGUAUUAAAAUAACUUUACUUAUAACUUUUGUACAAGUGAGAGGGUUACCAGUGCCUGGUACACAUACGCGCAGUUGAUGAAUUUUGUCUUUGUCGUCGAUGGGCGUCCCCCGCGUGUUCUUGCCCACAAACAAGAGAACACGGGGGCGAUUUCCGGACGUGCAUCGUCGUCGAAAAAAUAAGCAGGUUACACAUAACUAUUAAUUCGAGGUGUUAUAUUGUUCCGGACGAGUAUCAAGCGCCGUCGAUCUUGAUCCAAGUGUAUUUUCCUUAUUAUCAUUACUAUUUUUCUUGAAUGAAUAUUUUCCUUCGUUUUUCUUUUUUAAUCAUAUAGAUUCGCUGCGAUUGUUUUAUCUUCAUGAAUUAUCCGGUUUUUGAUUAUUUUGAGUGGACGAGUGUCGUGCCUGCGAAAAUCAAUUUAUUCUGGCUUGAUAUAAUAAUCGAAAGACAACGCACUGUAUCUCACGACACUUGGAAUUUGAAGAAGAAAGAAAAAUACAAGGAAAUUGAAUGAAAGAAAAAGAAAAGCAUUAGUCGUAAUGUAACGCAUGGGGAUGACGUUCGUUUGUGACUGUUAUAAAUUUUUUUCUGGGAAAAGAGAUACAGGAUAGUCGUGUUGCGAAUGAUGACGUUUAAGGAUAAAAAAAAUCGAACAGCGGUGCACGAUUUCCUGACGAUGUGUAUGGGUCUCUUUCUGUUUUUUGUACAGCGGACAUUGUGAUUCCCGAUGUUGAGAUAAUACAGAGAAGAGGCAAAAGAUCA